AUGUUCUCUGAAGAGGUCCUGGAGCCCUUUAGUUCCGGCCCUACCAUUCUGGACUUGAAGGUGGCUCGCGUAAAGGCAGCACUGAUCCACACAAAUCACUGGAUCACGAACGGGCUGAUCGGUCUGUGUAAGGUCCAUGGCAUUCACACUGGCUCGGUCGAAGACAGUGAAUUACUUCGCACCAUGUUGGCAAAGUCCUACACCCAGGCCAUCGUGCAUGAGGGAUUUGGACUGCACGAUCUCAUCAACUUAAGCAAAGCAAGAGGCCUUUAUGACACUCUACUUGACGAAAGUCCCAUUGCAGUUGCCCGAAGCCUGUUGCAAGUCACUUCGCAGGACCUGCUUGAGAAUCAGCAAGAUAUUGCGACUCAUGUCGCCGUCAAAUCUUCUGCCGAACACUUCACUCGAUUGAUGAACCAGGUCCCAUACAACAGAGUCUUCAUCUCAGAGAUGCAUCCAAAGCCCUCAUCUGGUCAACAUUCUCAAGCAAUGGUUUUCGACCCCAUUUCUGAGAUUGACGAAAUCCACGACACUCUGAUCGCCAUGCUUGAACAGGCUGACCACAGUGCUCGAUUUAACUUCCUCGACCUUCCUGCCGAGCUUCGAUCGAUGGUUUACCAUCUUGUUUGCCGUGCAUCUCUUACAAUUCUCCACCCUCGACGUCAACCAGCCAUCACCAAGGCUUGUCGCUUGACACGCACAGAAGCGUUACCAAUCUAUUAUGGACAUAACCAGUUCGCUGUCGAAGUUUACGGAAGCAAAAGCUCCUGGAUGAGAUGCAUUAGUUCGACGCGCUUUGCUUGGAUUCGGUCUUUCACAUUCACAGAUCUCAAUGACGACUCCAUUCUCGAACUUGAUAUCCCGGACAAAGCAGGAGCCUUUUACAGCGUGAGAGUGAGGAAAGUUCCCGGCAAGAGGGUCGUUGAAGCUAGACUGGAGGGACUUCAUCACAACGGAGGCCAUCGUCUAGCUCAUCGACGUCGAUGUGGUGGUCGGUCUAUGCAUAGGAUAACAGUUGGCGAUGAGCUUGACAAUGACGGCCUUGCCACCAUCCUAGGAAAGCCAGACCUCCACGAAAAAGAUUACAUGAUUGUCGUGGACGAUUCGAUACGACGACUGAGUGUGUGUAUCGAGAAAGCAAUCUCUUCUGGAAGCGAGCCAAAUGAGGCAAUCGUCGAUGAGUACGAGCAUUACAAGAAGCCCGGAAACCAUCACUCAUUCUCGCCACCUAGACUUCCGUCAGAAGAAUGGAAGCUGUUUGGAGCAGAAUGGACGUCAGCUCGUGGCUUCACUGUCGCGGGCUUCAGAGCCUUGAUCUGUGUCCUCAAGUCGGAAUCAUUUCUUGAAGAGUUCACCCGUAGAUAUUCCUAA
Molecule: messenger RNA, 1371 nt
Organism: Aureobasidium subglaciale EXF-2481
Lineage: Eukaryota; Fungi; Ascomycota; Dothideomycetes; Dothideales; Saccotheciaceae
Exons: 1
Coding region: 1-1371 (456 amino acids)
Source: RefSeq, a predicted model, not a curated record